Molecule: messenger RNA, 1093 nt
Organism: Triticum aestivum (bread wheat)
Lineage: Eukaryota; Viridiplantae; Streptophyta; Magnoliopsida; Poales; Poaceae
Product: WAS/WASL-interacting protein family member 3
Exons: 2
Coding region: 140-856 (238 amino acids)
Source: RefSeq, a predicted model, not a curated record
UUGAAGCUUAUCCCAUUCUAUCCCCUCCUUUCUCUGAGUUCCUUCUUAUUCCAUCGCCUCAUUCUAUCCCCUCCUUUCUCCUGCUCGAUCUGCUGCUCCCGAGCACAACCACCUAGUCCCUGAGCUCCUUCUUCCGCCGAUGACCGAAGCCACCAAGCGGGCCCCCGUCGUCCCCCUGCAUUCCUUUCCCCGCCAUCUCCCUCUUCCCUUAUUCUCUUUUCCCAGUUUACUCUCAUCUCCCUCUAUCUCUCUUGCUCUCUGUUGCAGGGAGGCCGCCAUGGACGCCCGAGGUCCUCCGCUCCGACCCAUGCCCCGGCGGCCCUGCCGACGUCGUCGCCUAGGAAGACCACCAUGCCCACUGCAGGAACUUCGAGCCGACCCCGCAGCAUGGAGACCGCCACCGCCCAUCCGUUGUCGGGAAUCGCCGGAUCCGGCCCCUCUCCGGCCUGCCUCGCCGUCCUUCGUCCGUUCCCGAUAUCUUCCCGGCGCCAGGAGCUCAGGCGAGCGCCGCCACAAGACCCUGCCUCCUCUGCCCCGUAGCUCGCCAUGGAGGUCGUCGCCUCUCCAUCUCAAUCCACGAUGGUCUCCUCCAGGGGCCCGCCAUGGAGGUUGCCGCCUCUCCUGUCUCGAUCCGUCUGCCGCCGGAUCCACGGCGGAGCAGCCGAGAUCCGCCGCCCGUUACGCGACGCCUCGGCCCGCCAAGGCCAGCGCCGAGGCCGACAAGGUGCGCAGGAAGGCCAAGGCCCUCACCAAGCAACGGGAGGGCUUGCGGGCUAGGCUCGCCUACCGCAAGCGCGCCCGCAAGCUCACCUCCAUGCCGGCCAAGGCCACCGCCGCGACGCUAGUUUUUUUUUAAAACGAAUAGUUUCCCAGAUCCACUUAAUAGGGAUUGCGGGUUGAUUUUGCAGAAAUAGAGGGACGUUUUUGUAAAUUGGUGACGACGUACGACCAAAAGCACUCCGUGCUUUAUUAGUAGGGAAAGAUAUAUAUAUAUAUAUAUAUAUAUAUAUAGGUAUAAAAGAUAAGAUAUAGAACUGCUCUUGCAAAAUCCGUCGAACACAAAUAGAGACGCUUUAGAGUGAAAUUCUAUUCA